This is a messenger RNA of Plasmodium gallinaceum, 609 nucleotides long. RefSeq names its product conserved Plasmodium protein, unknown function. Bases 1 to 609 code for a protein of 202 amino acids. The transcript has 2 exons. The record is from RefSeq and is a predicted model, not a curated record. NCBI's taxonomy places the organism in Eukaryota, Apicomplexa, Aconoidasida, Haemosporida, Plasmodiidae.
AUGUUUAAUGAUUUAAAUAAAAAAAAAAAAAAAAAGAAAAAAAAUGAAAUAACAAUUGAAACUAUUCAAAAGGAGAAUUCACCUAUAUUAAAAAAAAAGAAUAUAGAUAUAUAUAUUACAUCUAAUAAAUCAAUUAAUAUAUAUUAUGAGAGAAUUUUAAAAAUAUUAAAUAAUUCAAAAGAAGUAGAUAAUAUUAUAGAAGGAAAUAACAAAAUUAAUAACUUAUUGGUAUCAAAUAAUGAAGUUCAUAUAUAUGCAGUUGGAACUAAUAUAAUUAAAGCUUCUUAUUUAGUUCAAGAUUUAAUUAAAUAUUAUUAUCUACUUUUAAAAAAUAUUCAAGAUAGUUCUAAAAAAAACAUAAAAAAAAAAAUUGAUAUAUAUUCUUUUAUAGAUAUUAAAGUAAAUAGCAAAACUCUUAUUAUGAAUGAUAAUGUAAUUUUAAAUAAAUUUUUGAUCAAAGAAGAAUUUUUAAGUGAUAAUUAUGAUGAUUUAAUAAAUUUUUCUAAACAAUCAUAUAAUCAAAAUUUUCAUAAAUAUAUUGAAAAAAAUAAAGAAAGGAGACUUACAAAUGUUAUAAUUUCAUUAAAAAAGAAGAAUGUUGAAUCAUAA